Molecule: messenger RNA, 534 nt
Organism: Medioppia subpectinata
Lineage: Eukaryota; Metazoa; Arthropoda; Arachnida; Sarcoptiformes; Oppiidae
Source: the annotation of a GenBank genome assembly
AUGUUCUCACAAUCAGUGAUAAUCAGACUGUUUUGUCUGAGUCUCAGUGCGAUCGCUGCCAACGCUGGUCUCGCAUACUAUCCUCAGAUCCCUCUCUUCGCCGCUUCGGUCAAAUCGCCGCGAGUUGUGGCCGCCGUUAAGUCGCCGCCACCACCGCCCGCACCCAUCGUUCAAAAGCCCGUCUCUUUCAACAUAGAGCAGCACGAAUUGGUGGGAGUGCCGGAGCCCUAUAACUUCAAUUCUGAGCACAAGGAUGAGUACGGAAACGAACAGUACAGACGAGAAUCGGGUGAUACACAGGGCGUUGUCCGCGGCUCUUAUGGUUACACCGAUGCCAACGGUUUACACAGAAUUGUCGAUUACGUGGCCGACGACGACGGCUUCAGAGCAACUAUCCGAACAAAUGAGCCUGGUCUAAAUGAGCGCCACCCGGUGUCUGGUGCGGUGCAAAGCCCAGCCGACGUGAGUCUGACCGCUGAGGACACUCCGGCUCAAGUGAGAGAACAAAUUCGACAGCAAAAACCUCGUUUAUAA